AUGAGUUACGAUCCGAUACAUGAUAGGUACACACCAUCGAAAUCACAAGAAACUGCAUUGGCUCUGAGCCCCACACGUCAACAUUCGCAAUCAUCAACACGCUCUGAGCAUCGAUCAAGUGAAACAAGCGGAGGAAGUGUUGGAAGUGGAGGAGGAGCACUUUCUAUAACUGAUUUAGUUACAGCUGAAACUGCAGAGAAUGAUGGAAUCAUAGAAACUGCAAAUGCGACGGAGACAACAGUGCAAAGGCCCAUGCAAACAACAGCAACAACAGCAACAACUACAGUCCCAACAGCAUCGAAAUCUACUAAUAUUGAUUCAACUGCAAAUGCAUCAACCCCGUCACGUGGCAUCAAUUCUAUCUCACAUCUUAUAGAGACCCCACCGCCAAAUACUGAUGCAAAUGCUGGUGUAAAUAACGAUGAAAAUGAUGCCGAUGCCGAGGGCGAGGCAGAUGGCGAGGCAGAUGGCGAUAACGAUGGAGAUGACGACUAUGACGAGACUGAUAUAAAUUCAACAACCAUGGGUGAUGAUGAAGAUUAUAUUGCACCAUCAAGCCGUCUGAAACAAAACAAUCACAACCGUCAACGCGACCACAACAGUAGCCACAAUACCCCGCGCUCAUCCAAGAGAAAAGCCCCAUCGUCUGCUUCAUCAACAUCUACGUCAUCAUCAUCAUCAUCAAAGAGAAAGAAAAAAAGUAACAUUGCCAAUUCAAAACUAUCAUUAAAGAAAGGAGAUGGUGAGCCCUUCUGGAGAAAGGAUAUACAAUAUGACUUAUUACAAGCAAUUUUUGAUGAUAAGACGGCGUGCUUCACAAACUCUUUUCCCGAACUGAACGUGCCUGGAGCUAAUAAUUCAAGUAAAUUGACAUUUGCAGAGAUUUAUGUGCGAACCUUGGCCGAGUCUAGCAAGAGCUCCAAAAUUCUCAAGGAGAAAUUGCUACGUGAUGAGAAUCUAGGGAAAGGUGUGUCGAAGGUAUGUGUAUUGGUGAAUGUUGGUCGAAUGAACACCACCAUCAAUUUUGUGCAUGAUAUGAAAUCAACAUUGAGGACAUACCAUUCAAUUCCAUCAUUGCAAACAGGUCCCGAUGGCGGCACGGUAUAUCAAUUGCAAGAUACGCCGCGAUUAAAAUCUAUAAUCAAAGCCGUGUGCGACGAAGACGAAGAGGGUAAGUUUGACAGCUUGGAGCAAUUAAUGAAGCUGAGCACCAAUGGGAAAAGACCAAAUACGAAUGUUGCACAAGUAUUGUUUUUGUUGGAAAAUGCAAAUAGUGGCAUUCCAAUAAUAGACAAUAAGGAUUUCCACAUUCUUGAUUUGUUUGUCAAUGUCAAGAUCGACCCUAAAGUGAGAGCUCGUCAAUUUUUAUGGCUUGUAUAUUCACAUUUAGAGACGGACUUUUCAAGUCAACAGUUGAGUGAAAAUCCAUUUGGCAUUGAUGGUUCUUUCCCCAAGGAUGUUCCAAUACCCGAUGAAGAUUUUGCCAAUUACGAUAAGGAUACUGACUAUGAGAUUCAGUAUGCUGAUGAGAUGUUCAAAGCGAGAAUGCAGUAUGUGAGCGAGGAUCAUAGUAAUGACACACCACAUAGAUCCGUUGAUAGACUCGGUAGGCUGAGCUUGGGUCUGAGUCUGGGUCUGAGUCUGGGUCUGGGUCUGGGUCUUGGUCUGCAUCUGCAAUUGACAGGCGAGAAACGGGCAGGUAGCGGGAGCAGAAAAAGAGCCGCGGCAAUAGCAGCAGCAACAACGUCCUCAGUUGCAGGGGACCAUGAUGAUUCGUUCCUUAGUGAUAUUGAAGAAAGUGAUGUGAAGCCAAAAUCAGAGAAAACACAAACGGGUAAAAGGAGAUAUAGGAGAAAUAAAGGCGUCGAGACUGAGCAAAAGUCAACCGUUUCUGAUACUUACCUUAGUACAUUCUUAACAAGUAAGAAUUUCAAAGAUACUAGAAUUGGCAGUAGUGCAAACGCUUCCUAUGAUUUACAAUUUCCUAUGGAUGGUUUAUUUAACUUGAAAACCCAUUUCAAAAGAGCAUCUUACCUCCCCAAUGAACCAUUACCUACAGAGUCCAUAGCUCACAAGUGUGACCUUGUGGAGAUUUCGAGACCUAUAGUUUAUGAUGUGCGUACUUCAUCAAAGGCGAGUACUGCUUCAUUUAACAAAAAAAUUACCAUCUUGGGUAAUUGGAUCUAUCGGUAUUUCAGAUACAAGAGAACUAUUGGGAACAAGUUGCUUGGUUUGGAAUGGGAAGACAUUAGGCAUGACAUGAUCAAGGGUACCGAGAAGUAUCUUUAUGAGAAUUUUGGUCAAUCCUUAACUGCAAAGGUUGGUGGUGGAGGCGUCAAUGAAAAUAAUCGUGGUGCUACCGAAAAUGAAGGAGUUGAAACUGAGAACAAAUCUGUAUCAGGUACAAAUACAGGAGAUGCAGUGGUUUUCAAUUUCCUAUCGCAAGGAGAUUUCAAUAAGGCAAAUGAGAGGAAGGCAUUUGAGCUCCAACUAAUCAAUUUCGUCAAUGAGUUGUUUAUAAAACAAUUGGAGAAAAAAGAAAAGCAGCAGCGUCUCAAGAUUGGCGGGGUAAAGAAUCGGAUAUCGUUUGACCUUGACAAUGAGACUGUACUGCUAUAA
Messenger RNA from Lodderomyces elongisporus, 2619 nucleotides. RefSeq lists its product as uncharacterized. Lineage: Eukaryota; Fungi; Ascomycota; Pichiomycetes; Serinales; Debaryomycetaceae. The coding region runs from base 1 to 2619 and encodes 872 amino acids. The record is from RefSeq and is a predicted model, not a curated record. Gene Ontology annotation, cellular component: Ino80 complex. The transcript has a single exon.